CCCAGGUUUUCCUUUGCAUCAGACAUUCCUGCUUUCCUUCGCUUAACUGGGCUCAGUAUCAUUUGUGGGUUCACAUCAGUGCACUUGGGUUUGAAAACAACUACAUGGAGCAUUACUGAGGUGGUUUCAGUGCGGGUUGUAACAGACUGAAAUGGAUGAAGGCAGCGUUAGGAGGAGGAAGGAGUCGCAGAAUGGCUCCACUGGCCACAGCGUGAACUCUCAGGCUGAAGACAAGCAGCCUGUGAAAGCCACUGUGCUUCAAAAAGAUGUUGGUCUGCUGAGCGGCGUCUGUCUGAUUGUGGGGACUAUGAUUGGCUCAGGCAUCUUCAUUUCUCCCAAGGCUGUUCUGCUGUACUCUGGAGCUGUGGGACCCUGCCUCCUCAUCUGGGCCGCCUGUGGCGUGUUAGCCACUCUGGGAGCCCUGUGCUAUGCUGAGCUUGGCACCAUGAUCACCAAAUCUGGGGGGGAGUAUUCGUAUUUAAUGGAGGCUUUUGGCUCCCUCAUAGCCUACCUCUACUCAUGGACCACUGUCAUGGUGUUGAAGCCCUCCGCCUUCGCCAUCAUCACACUGAGCUUUGCAGAAUAUGCCUCCACUCCUUUCUACCCGGGCUGCGCUCCUCCUCUUGUUGUUACCAAGUGUCUGUCAGCAGCAGCUAUAUUAUUGAUUGUCACCGUCAACUGUUUGAGCGUCAAACUGGCCAACUACGUGCAGAACUUCUUCACUGCAGCCAAACUUUUCAUCAUUCUUGUCAUAGUGGGAGCCGGCAUUGUUAUAUUGGCACAAGGAAAAUCCAAGACUUUGUCAAAUGCCUUUGAUGGCACCUCAUCCUCUGUUGGAACAAUUGGACUUGCGUUUUACAACGGGCUUUGGGCUUAUGAUGGAUGGAAUCAACUGAAUUUCAUCACAGAGGAGCUGAAAGACCCAUUCAGGAACUUGCCACUGGCCAUUCUCAUUGGGAUCCCUUUGGUGUCUGUUUGCUAUGUGUUGGUCAACGUCGCUUACUUCACUGUUAUGAGCACCACUGAACUGCUGUUGUCUCCAGCUGUUGCCGUGACUUUUGGAGACAGAGUCCUUUACCCUGUGUCUUGGAUUGUCCCAUUUUUUGUUGUCUUGUCUACAUUUGGCUCUGCCAAUGGAAGCUGCUUCACUGCUGGCAGACUGGCCUAUGUAUCUGGCAGAGAGGGUCACAUGGUGAAAAUCUUAUCCUAUAUUAGUCUGAAGCGCUACACCCCGUCUCCUGCUCUCAUAUUCAAUGGUAUGUUGGCUAUUUGCUACAUUAUCCCAGCAGACAUCAACACCCUCAUUAACUACUUCAGCUUUGCUCAGUGGGUGUUUUACGGUCUGACUGCCCUGGCUCUUAUAGUGAUGCGUUUCACCAGGAAGGAGCUCCACAGACCAGUGAAGGUGCCAAUAGUUAUAGCAGGCCUAAUGGUCGUGGUGUCCUGCUACUUGGUGCUGGCCCCCAUCAUUGAUAAGCCAGAACUGGAGUACCUCUACUGUACCAUCUUCAUCUUCAGUGGACUCCUCCUCUACUACCCUUUCAUCCACCUGAAAGUCAACUGGGCACGCAAACUCAUGAGGCCCAUCACCAUGCAUCUCCAGCUACUGAUGGAAGUAGUUCCUCCAGAGAUAUCUGCAUGAGAAGGGGCAGAAAUGACACCCAGGUCAACUUCAACUGGUUUCCUGUGCUAGGAAACAUGUCAAGCCCCCUUUGGCUAACUGUGGGCUGGAAAUGUGGGACCCAGUGUGGGUCAGAGCCAAAAAUCAGAGCUCACAUCUGUCUGAAUAGCUGCAUGACAAAAGUAAAAGUGGAUGUAGUGUGUUCACAAACCUGUGUGGCAGGGUAAGAUUUGUCAUUUGGGUGCAGGACUGAAAAAAAUGAGGAUCCCUGUAUAUAUAUAAAAUUAUAUAUAAUAAUAUACAUCCAAAAGUCUGAGAACACUAGUCAAGAUACUUCUAUUUUGAAUUUGUUUCAAAUGUAAUACUAUUUUUUUUCAUUACACAUGAUAAUAUCAGCUUAACAAUGUGAGUGAAAAAUUGAAUCUUUGAAAAGAUAUAUGAAUUUCAGAAUAUCUCAGUAUUUGAUAUGCCCCCCUUUUGCUUUAAUGACAGCAUGCACUCAAGCUGGCAUGGAUUCCACAAGUUUUAGCAAAACCUGAUGACCCAUGUUAUCCCAGCAUGAUUUGACAAUGCUCCAAAGAGCUUCGAAGGUCUCCUUUGGUCUUCAAGUAGUUCUUUCAAAUCUUUGAGGUGAGUUUGGGGUCAUUAUCCUGCUGUAGUAUGAAUCCUUCUGAUGCAACCAGAGGGUACAGCAUGUCUCUGAAGAAUGGAGUGGUACUUUUCCUUGGUCAGGGUGCAGUCAAUUCAGUGUCCAACUCCAGAGUAGGCAAAACACCCCCAGACUUCAUUCCCACCACCAUGUUUCACUGUGGGUUUGAUACACUGCAGUAUCGUUCUCUCUCCGGUUCGUCUCCACCCCGAUCCACCUUUCUGUUACCGCCAUGAAUCUCAAACUUGGAUUCAUCGGUAAAUAGGACUUUUUUCCAGUCAUCCACUGUGAAAUGCUGGUAUUUCUUAGCCUAUGCCAAGCGUUUGGCCUUGUGUCCCCUCCUGAGAAGUGGUUUAGAAACUGCUACUCGUCCUUUUGCUGAUUGGAGUCUUGCGUUUUUUAUUUAGCAAAUUCUGUAUUUGUGAUGAAGUUGCUUUUCUAUCUCACAGGGAACUAAGCUUGAUGUAUUGAUCUUCUGAUGGUGUGGUCACUUCUGGUCUGCCUGCUUUGGAUACAAUUGAUCCAGUGUUUUAGAGUUCCAUGCACUGCCCCCUUAGAAACCUUUAGUCAAACCAUGAUUUGAUGCCAACAAUUUGACUUCUGAUGCUUUCACUUAAUUCUGAUGCCAUGUUUCCCAAUAUAACAAUGCUUCUUAGUAAGCAAUGAUCGGCUGGCACAGCCAUAUUUAUAACAUAUGAACACUGGCUGCAAGUUGAGUUACUUGAACAAGCCUCUGAUGAGUAGAUCAAAUCCACCUGAGUGUCAUCUGAACGCAUGCUUCAGUGGAAGAGAUGCAGUUCAAGGAUAUCUGAGCUUUUGUGCAAAGGAGUUAAGUUGGUCAGUGCCACAGAUUUGCUUAAUUUGAUUGCUGACUGAUAAAUAGUGCAGAAGCUUUCAGAAUAUUUCUUCUUCAUUUUACCUAUCUUAACUUUCUGAAUCCUCAAACUUUCUGAUUAUUUCCAUGUUUUCGUGAGAUUUUCAAUGUGGUCUCAGACUUUUGGACCUCACUGGUAUACUGUAUAUAUUUAAAAUAAAGGCAUAGCCUAACUACAAUUGAAAGAUCUGGUGUUUACAAGAUACACAACUUGUUAUUACAAAUAUAACCAGCAAUUAUAGGAAGCAUUAAGCAAUCAGUAUUUCACAGCAUUUCUUCAUGUAGUUGAUGUGCAAUACAGUUUGUAUUGGGGCAAAGAUCACUUGAUCUAGAGCUGCUAGAAGAUUUAGAUAUGCAUGAAUCUACACUUGAACAAAGGGAAAUGGUAAACAUUUUAAAUGCAGGACAUGACCACAUGAAGGCUUCGCAGAUCAUGCAAGGAAGUGAUGUGGAAACAUUUAUUUUUGUUUCUCCAGAGGGUGUAAGCUAACAGAUCAGAUUUUCCUUAAUGAUGUGUGCGUAUUAUUCAAUAAUGCUGUCUCUUCUCUCUUUCAGACUGGAUUAUACUGGAACUGUGCUGCAUUGUGUUACCUAAAUGUAUCAAUCUUGUUGAGUAGUUGACAUGAGAAAUAAACAAUUUGUGAUUCCAGCAAA
This is a messenger RNA of Thunnus maccoyii (southern bluefin tuna), 3798 nucleotides long. It is a transcript of the gene slc7a9, whose product is annotated as solute carrier family 7 member 9. Gene Ontology annotation, biological process: amino acid transmembrane transport. Bases 152 to 1642 code for a protein of 496 amino acids. The transcript has 13 exons. Gene Ontology annotation, molecular function: L-amino acid transmembrane transporter activity. Gene Ontology annotation, cellular component: membrane. Lineage: Eukaryota; Metazoa; Chordata; Actinopteri; Scombriformes; Scombridae. The record is from RefSeq and is a predicted model, not a curated record.